Bactrocera latifrons is the source of this 2519-nucleotide messenger RNA. RefSeq lists its product as uncharacterized. The transcript has a single exon. NCBI's taxonomy places the organism in Eukaryota, Metazoa, Arthropoda, Insecta, Diptera, Tephritidae. Bases 80 to 805 code for a protein of 241 amino acids. The record is from RefSeq and is a predicted model, not a curated record.
CCGUAAAACUAAAAUUAUUUGCCAGCAAAAAACUGCAAAUCGGCAAAAAAUUCCACCCACCUUAAAUGAACUCUAUGAAAUGUUUCUGCGCCGCGCCAUACAAGUCUCCACAGUGCUAAUCUAUUGGUUGGUCAUUGUGCCGGUAAUUGCGAAAUAUUUGGAGGACAUCAAGUGGAUGCGUCGUAACAAAUGGACGCGUAAGAAAUUGGGCUUUUACGGCAUUGCCGCCUUCGCCUUCAUCUUCAUCUACUUCCUCUGUAUGUACGCCUAUAUGCUAUGCAAGCGUUGGGAGCGUAAAAUCCUAACAGACAUGAAACAGUCCGUCUCWAAGGCAGCCGAGUCGGAGGUACCCUCUGCGGCCACAUCAAUGGCUACCGUCGCCGAAUUGGAGCCACUCGAAGGCAAACGGCCGACGCGUCCGGUGAUUUUACCAGCGCCACCUGUACACAGUGCCAGCGCAAAUUUACUCAGGACRGAGCAAMAGUUGCAGGAGCAACAGCAGCAACAACAACGACCAACUGGUGCGCGCAGUAAAGUGAAAAUUCUGCGUUCAGCGCCCAAAAUACCCACAGUGCACCGUUUGUUGCCAUCACCCACCACCACCACACUGCCGGUGAUUGUAAGUACGUCGUUGGCGCCGUUACAAGAGCAACCCUACAGUAACGAGUUGGAGGUGAAGAAUAAGCGCAUAAGUCGCACGGAAAGAUUGACAACAGAGUUAGCGGAUAUUUUGCGGCGUUACUAUCGCAUGAGUACGGGUAACGGUGGCAGUAAAGCGCCCACAACGAUGGUGGAGCGAGUGUAAAAGACAAGAAAUAUUAGCAAAUUGCUCAGUAAAUUGGUUGUAUAGCUUUGGAAUAGCUUUAGAAUAUAUAUUUAUGUAUUGUCAUUCAAUUUGAAAUGGUAUUUUGGUGGAAAGUUUCGAUUCGGAGAGUUUGGAAGAUAAAAUUUGGUUGUAAAAAUACGUAACGGUACUCUUUUUUUACAUUUCAAUAUAUGAGUGUUAGGGCGAUAACUUUACUUUCGAAAAACAAUUUGUGAAAGCUCAAAAUGAAAGUUUAGACGGUUGUGUCAAAAUCUCUUUACCUUUGACGAAUAUUGGUCGCAAAAACAAUACGAUUAUUAUUACAAGUAGUUAAGACGUUAAUAUUCUCUUCGAAAAAUUAUAAGUGAAAGCUCAAAAUGAAAAUUUGGAUAGUUGCAACAAAUUAUAUGAGAGACUUCUACAUUUGAAAUAAAUUGAUCAACACAAAUGGUACUAAUAUUGCAAGUAAAUACAUGUAGCUAUACGCAGAAUGUGUUCGCAGAAUGAUGUGUGAAAACUCGAAAUGAAAGUUUCGAUGGUUCCGGUAAAUUUUUGAAGUGGCUUCGAGAAAUGCAAAAAGAAAUUAUAACUAUUUAAGAAUAUUCAAUCGAYAAUUUUUUUUCGAAAAUCRUUAUGUGAAAGUUCAUAACGAAAGYUUCGACGUUUUUGGAAAAUUUUGUAAGUAAAUUUCUGAAAAUAUUUUUUUGUUUUACGAAUAACGAUCGAAAAACGAUUUGUGAAAGUUUAAAUGAAGAAAGUUUUCUAGUAAAAGAAGUGAAAAAUUAAAUAAAGAAUCAAGCGAUGUUUCUAAAUAAUAAAUAUGAUAAAAACUUGUUAAUACAUGAUAUUUACUUUGAGUGGAAUUCAGAAAAAUUAAAAAAAAUUAAAAUAAUCAUUAUGCGCAAUGAUAAGCAAAAGCUUAAACUUUAAGGGCUAUAAUUUCAAAAAAGUGACAAAUGAAUUCAAGAAAUUGUAAAAUAUAAACAAUAAAUUAGUAGAGAGCGUUUUGCUUAAAAAAUUAACAAGAAACACAUUAUAUAUACCUAAGUUCUCAGAAAGCUUCCUUGAUGUAGCUAAUGUAGGCUUAAGUGCCCAAAAAACUGCUUACUAUACUCCAAGAAUACAAAUUUCAAACUUCGGUACAAAAAAUUUAUAUAUACAUAAAUUAACAUUAUAUUUACUAAAAUUAACGACAUAUAUCAUAUAUAUAAAGCCAUGAAAAUGAAAGCUCCAGCGAAAGAUUUGAUCUGAAAUAAAAUCACAAUGAUAUUUUACAAAUACUKCUUAUGGUGAGAAAAAGUUUUCAAGUUAUGAUUAAUCAAGUGAAAGCUCCACUGUUCUUACUAGUGAAGGCUCCGGAGAAAACACUGGACUAAGUAGUUUAUUAAAAUUAUAUUUAAAUUUUUUCCAAGUGUAUUUUUUAUAUGAAARCCAAGCUGCUGUGAUAAUAUCAUCAACUUUUGAAUUUGUAUCUUAUUUCUGAAAUUUGUUCAAAAUUUUCUUAAAUUAUCAUUAAAGUGAAUAUCAUAAAGUGAAUUGAGUAUAAUUUUUUUAWUUUUGAAAUUUUUGGCUAAAUUUUUUGAAGUUUUCUUCAAAAUUGACUUAAAAUUGAAAUGAAUUAUAUUUUAAAGCCUAGUAGUUAGGUAGAAACAAUCGUUCAAAAAGCCUGUGACAAAAUUUAAAUACUUUUUCUUUGUGAAAUUCAUUGUUCUGG